AUGAUAGAAUGUGCAGUAUUGAGAUGUGAUCAGUGUUUUGAUGACCAGAACUGGUUCUGUGGCCGCGUUGAGGGUGCAACAAAGGACCAUGGCAUGGCAUGCAAACACCGUGCAUACCCGGGUCAGUACUGCGACGAAUCGACGAUGCCCUGUAUGAAUGGGUCGGCUUGCUCAAACAACAACAACACUUGUCAGUUCACGCCCGAGUACGAGAAAGAACACGAGGAAGAGGUCAAGUCACGUCGGAUCACGAUGGUCGGGAUGAUCGUCGUCCUGAUCGCCAUGUUUGCGGCGAUGCGCAAGAUGCUCAAGAACGAAGAGGCGAGACGACGACAGAUCUGGGAGCCUGUGGAUUCGAGUGCCGAGGCUUCGAUUUUGAGACGGCUGGCUGAGGACACUCAAAGGAGAGUUGCAGGAGGCUGGGGUCAGAUCAGUGAAUCGUUGGUCGAGGGCGGCAAUGCAGCUACUGCUGCUGUGGGCACUGCUUUCACCAGGAUCAGGAAUAAUGUUAGGAGUGCAACGGUCGGAAACCGACAAGAGGAUUGCGACGACACUCUGGAGAUGCUGCCCAACGGACGCCGCGCACAGACCAGAAGGGAGCUUGAGGCCGACAUGAGGGACUUUUUGCUCGAGGGUGAUGACGAGGAAGAAGAGGACGUGGAUCAGAUCCGUGAUGAGGAUGGAUUGUUGGCUCACCAUCGUAAUAGCAGCAGUAGUGGAAGCAGCAGUAGCCAUCCUCGAGGAGGAUCCAAUACGAUCUCGUCGACAUCUCAAGCAUUGCCCUCAUUGCAGCCUACAGGAUCUAGAGGCAGCCCCACGGGAUUCCCAGAUGAGCCACCAUCAUACGAUCAGAUCAGGCCCUCCAACAACCAAGGUGCGCCCAGCUCAAUUGCUGCAGGACUCAAUAUUACCAACCAACAGCAUUUGGCACCGUCUUCAGGGUCUUCCUCGUCUUCCUCGUCCUAG
This is a messenger RNA of Linnemannia hyalina, 966 nucleotides long. The record is from the annotation of a GenBank genome assembly. Lineage: Eukaryota; Fungi; Mortierellomycota; Mortierellomycetes; Mortierellales; Mortierellaceae.